Molecule: messenger RNA, 2393 nt
Organism: Arabidopsis lyrata subsp. lyrata
Lineage: Eukaryota; Viridiplantae; Streptophyta; Magnoliopsida; Brassicales; Brassicaceae
Exons: 1
Coding region: 1209-2117 (302 amino acids)
Biological process (GO): photosystem I assembly; response to photooxidative stress
Cellular component (GO): chloroplast thylakoid membrane
Source: RefSeq, a predicted model, not a curated record
CGAGACCGACUUAAAAAUUCUCACCGACUAAAUUUAGAUUUCAUUAUAAAUACGUGGAUUCUAGGCAAACCGACAUGUUAAUAAAUACGAAGGAGAAAUUGGAAGUUAAAAGUAAAGGACUAUAUAUUGGGGCACAAUCAAAUUUGGAACGUUGAUUCCUCCUACCCUAUUGUUCGCCAGUUGAAUGAUAAUUGAUAGGUGAAGUUGUUUUGUUUCUUUUAUUAUGUGUUUGUCUUUGUCUAGUUUGUUGUCAUGGACUAUAGUUUGCUCAUGAAUAAAUUUACACACAGCUGUAAUAAUGGAUAUCAUGUCGAUUUUUGUUUUAUGUAAUUUACGUUAAAGAGGGGGACAAUUCCAAAUAAGUACUUCAGUGUGGAGUAAAAGCUAACGGGAAAAUAUCUACUAAAAUGUAAUCAUCUUUUUUCCAAAUCCAACAAUAUGGAACAUUUCAAAGAAGCGCUUGUCAACAUUUGACAAUUGGACUCUCUUAGUGGUUUAUCAAGUAUUUCCAUGAUUUGUAGAACGCCAAAAAAGCACAGAAAAGUUCAACACUUUUUAUUUUUGUUGAAGGAAAGAGAAAAGGCUCAUACUUUCUUAAACCUUUGUGUUUUAGACCAACACUUUCUUUAACCUUUUUUACAUUAAUUUGUUAGGUGUUUGAUUUUUCAGAUAAAAUGAGAAUCAAGUUCGAUGUACCAUGUCCGCGCGAACACACAUGCAUGUGACUUUGUACUACUUCGAAUGUUUCUUGGCUUUUAAUGAGUAAUUUUGAUUCGUAUUGUUAAGUAGAACUAAUUCCACAGGUCACAAAACAAAAGUGUUGACUUACCUAUAAAGAGAGACAGAAGAACACACACACACACACACACACAAAGGUUUACUAAACUCAAAACGAUCAGGUCAUAAACUACGUGCAAACCAUUUCAUCGGUCUCCAUCAAACAUCCUAAAAUUGAAAAAUCAAAUCUUUUUUUUUUUUCCCUUGAAUUCUCAUUUUAUUUUAAUAUUCAUGAUAGUAACCACAUGUCAAAAUCUUAGGACAAAGAUAGAACCGACAUGUAAGUCACUACUUUUGCCAUGAACGUGCUUACCAUUUUCUUUUAUAUUCCUACUACUUAUAUCUCUAUCCUCUGCAUAUUUUUUUACCCGUAAAAUUAUAAACCCAUCUUUCAAAAUCUAUUAAUUUUUUUUCCCGUUGACAAUCUAGUUAUGCCUCCUCCGGCAAUGCUUACGUUUGACGAUGGUUUAGCCCGGAAAUCUAACGACAAUGAGUGGCAAGGUUUCAGAGUUUUUCCCGGAGAAAACAAAAACCCUAACCCUUACCCUGAUUUCAAUUUCUUGGUUAAGAAGGCAAUUCUGCAUAGCGAGAAAUCAACCAAUCCUCUUUUCUCCCGUUCUUCGACAAGAGACGAUAGCUUCAAGAUUGUGUUGCCGCCUGCGAUGCCUCCUCCUAGAGACUCCGCAGUUCCGCUUCCUAUGCUCCCGGAGCCGAUGAGAGUCCGGAAGAAGCUUAGCCACCAAGAAUCAGUCAUAUUUAUGACGAAAUCGCGUUACUCAGAGAAGAUUCUCUACAAGAAAGAAGAUUUCAAAUGUAACGCCUUCUGCUUGUCUCUACCUAGCUUCGGGAAAAACAAGCCAGUUAGAUCUUCUUCGAAACGCCAAGAUUCGAUGGGAAAGAAGAUGAUUAGAGCUUCUUCCUUCACGGGAUCAACUGUUUCUGUACGCGCCUCGCUAGAGAAAUUCGAAUGCGGUUCUUGGGCAUCGACGACAGCUCUGAUUCAAGAUAACGGUCGGUUGUUUUUCGAUCUUCCGAUGGAGAUGACGAAAUGCAACAGCCGCGGUGGAAACGGAGGAAGAGAUGUGCAAGAACCGGUGACUUCCGGAUUCUUGUUCGAUAGAGAAACAGAGACUUUGGCUCUUAGAAGCGUUUUAAAGACGAGGAGUACUCGAGAUCACCGGCGAUCAGCUGAGACUUCACCGCAACGUCGUGUAAGAUUCUCGACUUCGUCUGCAUCGGCUUCAGUUUCGUGCCCUACUUCGCCGCGAACUUGUAUCACUCCACGUUUGCGUAAGGCUAGAGAUGACUUCAAUACCUUCUUAACCGCACAAAACUCUUGAAUAAGGAAACCAAAAACAGAACACCGAGAGUUUUUUUUUUUUAAUAUGUAUGUAUGAAUGCAAUGUAUCUACGGAUGAUGUGUAAAUAUUAUGGAGAGAAAGAGUGUUGAGUCUUUGAGAAAUCAAAAUCGACAAAGGGUUUAUGUUUCUGAAAUAAGUCAAAAGUAGAAUUUUUAGUGUUUGCUUUAGAAGCUCUGUUUCUAACUUUAAUCUCAAAGUUUUGAGGGUUUGUGUGGCUUUGUUGAAUCUUUGCGAAAUAAAAGUUGAAGAAGAGUA